Helianthus annuus (common sunflower) is the source of this 830-nucleotide messenger RNA. Its product is annotated as zinc finger A20 and AN1 domain-containing stress-associated protein 8. The record is from RefSeq and is a predicted model, not a curated record. Lineage: Eukaryota; Viridiplantae; Streptophyta; Magnoliopsida; Asterales; Asteraceae. The transcript has 3 exons. Gene Ontology annotation, molecular function: DNA binding; zinc ion binding. The coding region runs from base 145 to 654 and encodes 169 amino acids.
ACACGUAUAAAAACACCAUAAAGGGUACCAUCUUUUUUCUAAUAUCUCUGGUUGUCAGGCAAUUUUCUCGUUUAACCCUAGGGGUGGAAUUGGAAGAAUCGGUGCGCGACUUUGGUCUCCUUUCAGGAACAGGUCGGCUUAACAAUGGAGAAAAACGACACAGGAUGCCAAGCCGCUCUAGAAGCUCCAGUCCUUUGUGUCAACAACUGUGGAUUCUUCGGCACCUCAGCAACCAUGAACAUGUGUUCAAAGUGUCACAAAGACAUGAUCUUGAAGCAAGAAGAGGCUAAACUCGCUGCAUCUUCAAUCGAGAGCAUCGUCAAUGGACAAAACAUCGACAAAACAUCUGCGGUGCUACCCAAUUCAGCAGGGUCGGAGGUGGCUCUAUCGACCCAACCGUCUUCCGCACCACAAGUUCAAGCCGAGAGCAGUGAGAAGCCGAACGAGGGUCAGGGCCAAGGUCCUUCUAGAUGCACAACAUGCAGGAAACGUGUGGGUUUAACUGGUUUCAGUUGUCGAUGUGGGCAUGUUUUCUGUUCUGUUCAUCGGUACUCCGACAAGCAUGACUGCCAGUUUGACUACCGGGCCACUGCAAAAGAUGCGAUAGCUAAAGCUAACCCUGUGGUGAAGGCGGAAAAGCUUGACAAGAUAUGAAGCAGUCGAGAAACACAUGUUGGUUUGUUAUAGUUGCUUUAUAUGGUUCUGGUGUGUGGUGACUGAUGAAAUGAUAUUUAGGGUGGCGUGGCCUUUGCAUACCAAUGAACUCUUGCAUCUUGUUUUAUCAUCCGAGUUUAUGUCAAAGUGGUUGUCUUAUGCUUUGGUUUGAUUGA